This is a messenger RNA of Globicephala melas (long-finned pilot whale), 3756 nucleotides long. It is a transcript of the gene NOL11, whose product is annotated as nucleolar protein 11. The record is from RefSeq and is a predicted model, not a curated record. Gene Ontology annotation, biological process: maturation of SSU-rRNA. Gene Ontology annotation, molecular function: protein binding; RNA binding. NCBI's taxonomy places the organism in Eukaryota, Metazoa, Chordata, Mammalia, Artiodactyla, Delphinidae. Gene Ontology annotation, cellular component: nucleolus; nucleus.
CUUCCGUAAGUUGGACCAAAAUGGCAGCCUUGGAGGAAGGCUUCACGUUGACUGCGGUACCGCUGGGUUCCGGGCCUGACGGACCCCUUGGAGUGGAGCAGAGCGACAAAACAGACCAGUUUCUAGUGACGGACAGCGGCAGGACCGUCAUCCUCUAUAAGGUUUCUGAUCAGAAACCCUUGGGGAGCUGGUCAGUGAAACAAGGUCAAAUUAUAACAUGUCCAGCUGUGUGCAACUUUCAAACUGGAGAGUAUAUUGUUGUACAUGAUAAUAAGGUCUUGAGAAUAUGGAAUAAUGAAGACGUAAACCUGGAUAAAGUAUUUAAAGCGACAUUGUCCGCUGAGGUAUAUAGGAUACAUUCAAUACAGGGGACAGAACCCUUGGUGCUGUUCAAGGAAGGUGCCAUUCGUGGUUUAGAGGCCUUGCUUGCAGAGCCCCAGCAGAAAAUUGAAACUGUUAUCUCUGAUGAAGAAGUGAUUAAGUGGACAAAGUUUUUUAUGGUAUUUAGGCAUCCUGUGCUGAUUUUUAUUACUGAAAAACAUGGAAAUUACUUUGCUUAUGUACAAAAGUUUAACUCACGUAUCCUAAGCAAAUACACACUUUUACUUGGACAAGAAGAAAAAUCGGUUACACAGAGUUUUAGUACAUCUGUGCAUCGGAAAUUCAUCUCUCUGAUGUCAUUAAGCUCUGAUGGAUGUGUAUAUGAAACCUUGAUACCAGUACAUCCAAGUGACCCAGAAAAAAAUCAGAGGGUAGUUCCAUCACUGUUGCUCAAGUCCGUGGUGUCUGGCAAUGCUCGAAGUGGUGUUGCACUCACCAUCCUGGAUCAAGAUCACGUAGCAGUCCUGGGACCACCACUAUCAGCUUCUAAGGAAUGCCUCUCCAUAUGGAAUACAAAAUUUCAAACACUACAGACUUCAAAAGAGUUACCACAAGGGACCAGCGGUCAACUCUGGUAUCAUGGGGAAAAUUUGUUUAUGCUACAUGGAAAAUUUCUAACUGUAAUCCCAUACAAGUGUGAGGUGUCAUCAUUAGCAGGUGCUCUUGGAAAACUCAAGCAUGGUCAAGAUCCAGACAUUCAUGCCAUGACUCAUUUUGUAAACUGGGAAACAUCACAGGGAUAUGGACUUGGAUCUCAGAACUCAGAGCAGUCAAAGAGAAUCUUAAGGAGAAGGAAAAUUGAAGUGAGUGUACAGCCGGAGGUCCCACCAUCCACACAACUCUUAGCAGCCGUACAGAAAGAUUCAGAAAAACAUAUUGAAGUAGAACUACGUAAAUUUUUGGCUGUUAAGCGGACCCCGGACUUUCAUACUAUUAUUGGGGAUGUAGUAAUAGGAAUUCUGGGAAGAUAUAAAGCAGAACCAUCGUUUUAUCCUCGGAACUGUUUGAUGCAGCUUAUCCAAACGCGUGUGCUUUCUUACAGCUUGUGCCCUGGCUUAAUGGAGUCUGCCUUAGAAAAGACGGAUGUGCAGAUCCUACAGAUCUGCCUACAGCAGUUCCCUGACAUCCCUGAGUCAGUCACCUGCGCUUGCUUAAAAAUUUUCUUGAGCAUUGGUGAUGACAGUCUUCAAGAAACAGAUAUCAAUAUGGAGUCAGUUUCUGACUAUACUGCUACUAUACAAGAUGGGGAAAUAGAACAACAAACUGAAAUUCUUCAAAAUGGUUUCAAUCCUGAAGAAGAUAACUGUGAGAAUUGUGCUCAGGAGUUGAUUGAGAAGCCUCAGGCUGCAACAGAGGAGAGCACUUCAUGCCCUGUUACAGGGAAAAGAGCAGCGCUACUAAAUGCAAUUCUUCAUUCAGCAUAUAGCGAGACGUUUCUUCUGCCUCAUUUGAAGGACAUCCCAGCACAACACAUCACUCUAUUUCUCCAGUAUUUGUAUUUCCUUUAUCUGAAGUGUAGUGAAAAUGCUACUAUGACUCUUCCUGGAAUACACCCUCCAACCCUGAACCAGAUUAUGGAUUGGAUAUGUCUACUUCUAGAUGCUAAUUUUACUGUUGUGGUAAUGAUACCAGAAGCAAAAAGGCUACUGUUAAGUCUUUACAAGUUUGUGAAAUCCCAGAUAAGCAUUUGUUCUGAGCUCAACAAGAUUGAAGUAAGUUUUCGUGAGCUACAGAAAUUAAAUCAAGAAAAGACUAAUAGAGAAUUAUAUUCAAUUGAAGUGCUGGAACUCUUCUGAUACUACCAGUUCUCCUUCAUAGACGUUUUAUGAAGCUCUUUUAUGUGGAUUCUUCCUACUCAACCAGGCAAGAGAUGUGUUUUGUUUGUGACUGUCUCUUCGGUGACAAGAGAAAUGUCUGAGCAAGUACCUAGACCAUCACUUAUUGAUUCUCCUAGGUCAGACUGCAGGUUUCACGUGAAGCUAUUCUAGCUUAUGGACACUGGUGGGGAGAGAUUCUGAAACUUUUAAAAAUAUGUAACGGAGGUGUUUUUAAGUAAACUUAUUUGUGUAUUGAUACAAGCUGAAUUUCUUACCAUCCAUUUGAAUAGUUCUUCUUUUAAUAAAAAACCACCAUUGAAGAAACAGUGAUUCUAGGAAAAACAUGGUUUUAUCACAGUCGGAAGCUGUCCCAGCUCGUCUGUGUUCAUGGGGAACAGAAGAGGGCGUUUCCACAGGCAGGGUGGGAAGGGGCCUUGUACACGCCUGUGCUUAUCUCCUGCCAUCCUCUCCGGUUCUUUACCUCCUUGCACUACCUUCUUACAUACCCAGGGCUUGAACGUUAUCCCUCAGAUUACCUCUGUGAUUAGGAUGUUAAUUUCAGUUACAGAAAUAUAUUUCUAGAUAGUAAAAAAAAAAAAGUCUCUUUUGACCGUAGAAUUUCCUGUUUUAACUCGGGUUUAGGACAAACGAAAGGCUUUAUGUAGAAGAAAUGGAUGCUUUUGUUUCUUAAAAAUAAACUCAAAUUUAUUUUUGUUAAAAGUGAAAUCACUUUUUCAGGUGAUGAACUAAGUUUCCCAAGAGUAACUUGAAACAUUUAUGAGCUGUGAAAGUCUCUGUUGAAUAAAUCAUUUUGAAACCUCUUUUAACCUGAAAGGUCACAAUAUAUAUAUUUUUUAAAUUCCAGUAAAUUCUAGCGCAUAAUAUAAGUUCAAGUGUGGUUCUAGAGCCCAUGUUAUACAGAAUCCUGAUGGCUCAACUUAAUUUGCGUUAGAGAAAGGCUUCAUUUAGGUCAGGCACUCUGUAAAGUUUAGUUACAACUGUUGCAGUUAACAAAGAGGUUCUCCCUUGUUAUUCUUUUUUUUUUUUUUUUAAUUGAAGUAUAGUUGAUUUACAAUGUUGUGUUAAUUCCUUAGUCAUUCUUAAUCUCUCUUUAAUCUGAGAGAAAAGAAAUACCAAAGAUAGCAGCAUAUAUUAACAGUUAUGCUCACUUUAAGUGGGACCUUUUGCUCAGACAAUUUAAACUAAGUGAUACAGUACUUCUCAGCAGAAAUGAAAAAUAGGAGUCUCCACGAUGUUUAUCGUCUUUUUAUCUUUUUUGUGAACCAUUUAAGAAUUACUUACAGGCACCCAGACAUAAAAUUGUGUGUUCCUAAGCUUUUCUUAAAACUUUGAACGUUAUGGGGCUUCCCUGGUGGUACAGUGGUUGAGAAUCCGCCUGCCAAAGCAGGGGACACAGGUUUGAGCCCUGGUCCAGGAAGAUCCCACAUGCCACGGAGCAUCUAAGCCCGUGUGCCAUAACUACUGAGCCUGUGCUCUAGAGCCUGUGAGCCACGACUGCUGAGCCCGCGUGCCACAGCUACUGAAGCCUGUGCACCUA